AUGGCACAGAAAACUACUGAAAUCGGUAACUUUGUUGACCGAAUCUUUACCGACGCCUUCUUCCAGCCCGACGAUGAGCUAUCCUUAAAGACUGUCAAAGAGAGUUUUGCUUCCGACUUCGAGGCCAACAUCAAUGGCGUUACCAUACCGGGCGAAGUUUACAAGGAAGCUAUUGCCUCUUCCCGCGCCAAAUCAAUCUUCAAGCUCGUCAAGGUUGAAGAAGUUCUUGCCAGCCAUGAUGCAGACAAGUCAACUGGAGGAUCCGUGUCUCACUAUACAGAAUUUUUGGAUAUCGACAAAGAAACUGGCGCUGUGAAGCAAGAAUCCUCUCUGACGAUUGUCACUUGCGCAGAGCAGGACGGAAAGGUGGUUUUCAAGUCGUUGACUGAAAUACAUCGGCUUAUCUUCUACAUCAGGGGCCCUGCGUUGGCAUAA
Messenger RNA from Trichoderma virens Gv29-8, 435 nucleotides. RefSeq lists its product as uncharacterized. The record is from RefSeq and is a predicted model, not a curated record. Bases 1 to 435 code for a protein of 144 amino acids. NCBI's taxonomy places the organism in Eukaryota, Fungi, Ascomycota, Sordariomycetes, Hypocreales, Hypocreaceae. The transcript is spliced from 3 exons.